Molecule: messenger RNA, 909 nt
Organism: Naegleria lovaniensis
Lineage: Eukaryota; Heterolobosea; Eutetramitea; Acrasida; Naegleriidae
Exons: 1
Coding region: 1-909 (302 amino acids)
Source: RefSeq, a predicted model, not a curated record
AUGUCAGCUUACUUUUUCACCCGUGAAAUCGGAAGAUUGAUAGCUUGUCAUACUCUGUUUUCGUUUUUCUCUCAUGUAUUUAAUGAAGGUGCAAUUCUACUUUCAAUGGAACUCUUACUUGGCAAAUUGAUCACCAGAGUGUUAUUAGUUUAUAUGGCUGUCCUAGGUGUUAGAGAUGCUCUUAGAUUUAGAAAACUCUCCUUCAAGUCUGUUACCUUCCAUAGAUGGCUUUUACUUUCUUUUUCUCUUUGGUAUCUUGUGAUUAUCAAAGAACGUAUCAUUCGUGAGGAGUAUGAUCAGAAUAUUAAAAACAAAUGGUUUCCAGACGUUUAUUAUAUGAAAGAACAUGAUGUAUAUAUUGAUUUUACAUAUAGAAAUAAUGCCGUUGCUAUUGGAGGUAAAACUAGUGUUGUUUUUCCAAAAAAAACUAGUUUAUGGGACUAUGCCUCAACCUUUCUCUUCUCUUCACAUAAUUGGCCACCUAAUGCACUCAAUGCUCUUGUUUCACAUGAAAAGGGACACAAUGCUACUUUUAUUGCCAUGGUUGCUGUUCAAAUGUGGAUUCUAUGCUUUUGCUAUGAGAAUGUUAAAUGGUAUUUCUUUCCUUUUGUUUUUGUUGUUGGUAAUACAAUGUCUGGUUGGUUUUUCGAGUUGGUGGCAGACUCAAACGUUCUUCACUUACAAGGAAUUGAAUUAAUGUCAGUUUUAGGUUUGGAUGAAGAUCAUUUUGGAAGUCUUGGAGUUAACAGUCAUCCACCAAUCUUUCUCAGAAAACUCACUUAUCAGACUGAUAGAUUGUUAUGGAAAUACUGUUUCCAGUAUUUGAAUUAUUUGGUGGGAAUUUAUACACUUUUCUGGUUUUGGUCAACAGAGGGGUGGAAGAAAUCGCCCAUCCUAGCACACAGCUAA